Molecule: messenger RNA, 1731 nt
Organism: Physcomitrium patens
Lineage: Eukaryota; Viridiplantae; Streptophyta; Bryopsida; Funariales; Funariaceae
Product: biotin carboxyl carrier protein of acetyl-CoA carboxylase, chloroplastic
Biological process (GO): fatty acid biosynthetic process
Cellular component (GO): acetyl-CoA carboxylase complex
Molecular function (GO): acetyl-CoA carboxylase activity
Source: RefSeq, a predicted model, not a curated record
CUUCGACAUCACCGAGGCCCGCCCCCGCCCGUGCGCCUUCGUUUGCUCCGCCUUCAUUCUGCCUCACCCGAUCUACUCCGUCUUCAUUUCGUGCUACUGUUCCCGUCUUCUCGCCAACUCUGGUCUUGGGAUUCAAUCCCAUCGCAUCCCCUUCUGGGCUGCCUGCCUGCGCAGAUUCGCAUUGCAGCAACUCAGUGUAGCUUCCUUUUUCGCCCCUGAGCAAAGCGAGUUCGCUGCCUGCAUUGGCGAGGUUUGGUGGAGGUCUAGCGGAGAGAGAGAGAGAGAGAGAGAGAGAGAGAGCGAGAGCGAGAGGGAGAUAUUGAGGGAUUGGGAGCAGAGCUAUGGCGUCCACAGCAGCGGGGAGAGUGGUAGUGGGAGCUCCUGCGACGAGCGGUAGCAUCAGCUCUGAGAUUGUUGCGCCGCCCAGUGGCGUCUCCAGGGUGCAGGUGGUGGUUUCCGCCCACAGGCGGGAGGUUGGUUGCUGCUGGGGGCAGCCGCGCUUGGUCGCUUCCUCUAGCUUCUUCGGCGCUGGAGUCGAACGCUUCGCCCUCCGCGCCUCCAAUGUGGGUCGAGUCGUUGCUGGUAUCAAGGCUGUGGGAUCCGGGCCACGGACCGUUGCUAGCGUUGUUAACGAGGUUGCCGUAGACGGGUCGGGCAACAAUACAUCCACGAAAUUCGAAGGUCCCUCUGCCCAGGACAAGUCUGCGACUGAGUCAUCUGCUUCAAUUGCAUCAGCUGCUUCUGUUUUUAUGGCGGACGUUGCCAAUUUGAUCAAGCUAGUUGACACCAGAGAUAUUAUAGAGCUCGAGUUAAAACAAAAGGAUUAUGAGUUGAUCAUCCGUAAGAAGGAAGCCUUGCCACCUUCUCCAGCUCCUCAGCAGUCUGCUCCAGGCCCACAUGUUAUGGCUCAUACCACAUUCCCAGGAUAUCAGCAACCACAACAUCAAAGCCCACCGCCAGCUCUGGAGGCGCCUAGUGCUAGUCCCCCAGCUGCUUCUGCUCCUGCGCCUGUAAAGGACGCCAUUCCCGCUGCUGCUGAGUAUCCGCCUAUGCUCUCUCCUAUGGCUGGAACUUUUUACAAAUGUCCAGGUCCUGGUGAACCUCCAUAUGUGAAGGUUGGAGACAAGGUCACCAAAGGCCAGGUUGUCUGUAUCGUGGAGGCAAUGAAGUUGAUGAACGAAAUUGAGGCUGAUCAGUCAGGGACAAUUGUUGAGAUUCUGGCUGAGGACGGAAAGCCCGUAUCUAUGGAGUCGCCUCUUUUUGUAAUCAAGCCAUGAAGACAAUCAGAGUGAUGCUCACCAUUGCCAACACCCAUGUUCUUUGGGGAUUAGCCUAGCGUCUUGUUGUCAUGUAACCAGCGCCAGAUAAGCACCAGGGGCUUGUAUUAGUGCUGUAGUCACCGUUAAUUUCUGGCCUAGUUUUUAUGGAGGAGCUGUAGAUGGGCAGAUUGCCUAUAGUACUUCAAUCUUAGAGAAAGUGAUAGUUUACGAGUCGAUUGGAGGAGCAUACAUGUCUUGACGACAGGCCCCGUUUCUUUUAUUAUCGUCGGUUUGAAGAAAAGAUGACUUCGUCCAAGGUGUGAUCUCUGGCAGUAUUUUUUUAUUAGUGUGUAUGUGCACUACCCACACAACACUUGACCUGUAAAGAUGCUUGCCUGCUCCUAAAACCAUCGCGGUUGCAGCUUCAUCUAAGCUCUGCGAAGCUGAAUGGAUGAGACGAGGUUCCAUCGAA